Molecule: messenger RNA, 3016 nt
Organism: Topomyia yanbarensis
Lineage: Eukaryota; Metazoa; Arthropoda; Insecta; Diptera; Culicidae
Exons: 3
Coding region: 31-1221 (396 amino acids)
Cellular component (GO): extracellular region
Molecular function (GO): chitin binding
Source: RefSeq, a predicted model, not a curated record
CAAAACGUGAAUUAAGUGAUCACCAUAAAAAUGAAAAGGCUGUCAUUAUUAUUCGUAUUUUGUGUUGUUUGCAAGGCGCAAACUAGGUAUAACUAUGAUAAACCGAACGUUGGAUUGAACAUCGCUAGUACCAGUAAGCCCGGAUUCGAUGGAACAAUUCCAAUAAAUUACCCAUUGCCAUCAAAUUUUGGAGGAAUUGUAGGAACUACUACACCAUCAUAUCAAAUCGAAGGCACGGCUUAUUCUACAAGUAAACUUUCUGGACCUUCAAUCAAUCAAGCAGAGUCUAUUAGUCUCGCCGGAAGCAUCGGUCAUCCCUCAGUAGAACAGGCCAAUUUUGCUGGAAGCACAUUCCCUGGAACUGCUAGUGGAACUGGAUCUAGUGUCUCUGCUCCUGGUUAUUCUGGCGAUAGUUCAAGAUUCGUAGAUUUUGGAUCCCGUUCUGGCAAAGGACAAGCCAGAGUUGAUUCCAACAUUCAACUUGGACUUAAACUUGAGGAGCAAAAUGAUAUAAGAGACUAUUCUGCAAUUCCUGGUGAACCAGGUACAGAUUAUCCAUUUUUUUCCGAAAUACCUGCAACAUCUUUUGACUGCAAACAACAACCAUUCCCUGGAUAUUACGCUGAUGUAGAAGCUCAAUGCCAAGUAUUUCAUAUAUGUGUCGCCAACAGAACCUAUGAUUUUCUUUGUCCUAACGGCACAAUAUUCAGCCAAGACCACUUUGUAUGCGUCUGGUGGAAUAUGUUCGAUUGUGUUAAUGCUGCUAGCUUGUAUGACAAAAACGCCAAUUUGUAUGAUUAUUCACAAACAGGGCAUCGAGCAGUCAAUGGAUUUCCGGGAUCGCCACCAACUUCAGGUGCUGGUGCUUUAGGACCAACUGGUACUGCUUCAAUAACUGCGUCGUAUACAGGUCGACCACAAGUGACGCGCCCUUCUAGUACAUCAAACGCGGUUUACAUGGGUGCAACGAAUAGUAUACCGAUGGCUAUAUCAGGAUAUCCGACUAAUCCAAUCGGAAGUUACGUGGGUGCGCUAUCUGGUACAGUUUUUCCACCAGGUGCACAAGUUCCAGCCAUUCUUCCAACAGGUUAUUCAACUGCAAAUAUUCCGUCGACUACUUCCUUUUUGAGUGGACCAGGCCAAUCAGGAUUUUCAAUUUCCGGACAAACAGACGGAAAGUUUUCGUCAUCACUACCUCGAGAUUACUUGCCACCUAGGUAAGGUUAAAUGCAAGUUUCUUGGAUUUCUAAGGUGAUUCGUCUUUGGCAGUAAGUAGGUGAGAAGUAUGGUACGCGCACAGGAGGCUGCGUGAAAGAAAGAUGACAGCGAACAACAUACGGAAAUCCAAGCAUACAAAAAUCAUGAUCAAGACAUAUUAUCAUAACUAGUAUAUGAUGUUAUCUGACGUUUCGGAAACAAAACAGAAACCAACGGCGUGUUUGAUGAUCGCCUAACCCGAUAAUAAAAGCUCCUUGGUUGAAUCUAUAUUAACCCAUCAUAACCCAGCUAUGUUAAAACUUUUGAUAAUUUAUAAAAUACUUCGUGAGCCCUCAUAUUAUGCCGAAUUAAGAAUGGAAAAAAUAAAAUAACCUCUUUGAAACUUUUGUUGCGCGAAAAACAAACGUAUGAAAUUUCAUACGCUGGGCUGAUAGGGUAUCAACAAAUCAUUACAGAGAAAUUUCGCCUAAUAUCCUUAUAUUUAGCAUAAAAUCGAAUAAUAUCUUCAACCUUUUUUGAAUGAUUUUAUCACUUCUCACCUCUUUCGUGCCGUUUUGUCGCAUGAUUGGUACGUUGCAUCAAACCAUCUUUCCCUCAAUAUUUGCAAUUAUUUUACGAAAAAGAACAUUUUCUUACAAGAAUUUACAUAAAAAAAUAUUCAUUUGUUAACAUUGAAAGCACUGAUUCAACGUUAAAAUCAGCGAGAAAGUUGUGAAUCCCCUCCGGAUCCUAAAGAGGAAAUAAUUUUACCAUAGGAAAAAAAGAUAUCGGUGCAGCCUAGCGCAUGAAAUUUCUUACCUUGAACUACCAGCAGAAUUUUUGCAAUUGUUUCACCAAUUUCUUCAAUUUUUUUUCGCACUGAGCCGCAUCUUUCACACCUCUCAUGGCCAUUCAUUCUCAAUCCGAAACAAGAAUUAGUGAUUUAGAAGAGAAAUUUAAUAUGUAUAAUUUGGUUUGAAUUUUGUCCAACUUGGCCAUUCGAAAACACAAUGGAAUUUUAUAAAAAAAAGAUUAUUAAGCAUACACAUUAUAAAUUAUAGGAUAUUAAUCAACGUUCACAGAAGACCAGAAGUUUGAAGGCGUUCCUUUAUUGUAUAACAAGUAUGAUCCUGAAAUGUGUUGUGUUUGCGUAUGAAAUUUCAUACGCUAGGACAUAAUGGGUUAAGACUAUACGUCCAUAGGAAUAAUGCUGGUAAGCAAAUACACAAACUAAUGUUAUUAACACAGACAAACAGAUAUAAGAUUAUGAGAUAAUUUAUAACAAAAUCGUUCCACUCAUUUUGCCAGAACACUAGCUACACCUUUUGUACAUGGUCCUAAUCACAAUCAUAUGGCUUAUCUGUCAUGUUCGGUAAUAAUUUUCCACAAGUGAUCCUCCGUACACUUGCGCAUAUUGCAUUAGCACCAUCACCGAAUAUGCGACAAGUAUUAAAAUAUAAAAAUGACUGUUGAAGCUAGCGAAGAAUUAUUUGCAUGUUAUUUUUGUUAGUCUGUGCAAUAAAUAGAAUGGUUUAUAUAAGAGAAGAACUGUCAACGAAAUUUGCAGCUUUUUGUAAUUACAAUUUUGAGAAGGGCACACAAUUAUAACAAAGGAAGUAGUCUAAUUCGAUUUCAUUUAAUUUCUUUAAUGUUAAAGGGACUAUUGAAUGGGUUUAUUUACUGAUGUGAAGCUAAUUAUUAGUGCAAUAUUGAAUAUAAGCAAAAAUAAAAAAAAUCAUCUCAGUGAUGUAGUUAAAAUUUUGCUGUUCUAGUUAUUAUGAGCUAAUUGUGGUAUAAGAUUACUAUCCGAACACACAAA